AUGGUUCGGACUCUCUUGUCUCCCGUCGUACUCUUGACGACCGCUGUUGGGCCUGCCUUCGCACUACCCGGAAAGCGCUCAUCAGGUUUGCCUGCUUCAUCCACCCCCGUUGCCGGAAGUGGAGGUGACUACGCAACCGCAACUGCAUCUGAUGUUACAACUACAGCUCAGACCACAGAAUCAUCGCCAUCUGCAACUGAAACUAUUAUCAUAGCAGCAAAGGGACAAGAUGAGGUAAAAGCCGACGGUAACUCCAAAUGGCUCACUUACUGGGUGACUCGUGAGCCGGACUGGUGCAAUGGCGCAAACUCUAGCCACACUAUCACAAGUCCUAAGGUUAGAGAGUACCAACAGCCGCCAAAUAUAUAUUAUGGGAGUCAAUACAAGGACCCAGACUUCUUAGAUGGCUGCUCAUAUGAUACCAAUGGACAUUCAUUUGGUUGUGAUGGUUGGAGUGCCUCUUGCCGCGUGGUAACCUCUAACGGCUUAAACGGAGAGAAAGUGGCCACUUGUGAUGAUUUGGACGUCUUGAAGCUUAUCACAUGUGUUAAAGAUGCUUCGGCAACAACAGCCACGCAGACAAUCGAGGCUUCUGAUGCAACUACUACUGGGCCUAAUCCUGCUUACACAUCAAGCUGCAAUGAAGUUAAUCUCAGCUUGGAUGCGUGGAAGGAUGAAAAGAUGGAGGACUUUUUGCUCGACCUGUUAGUCAACCUGUCUCAAGUUUCUUCAUUGAUAACAUCCAAGUCAUGA
Penicillium cosmopolitanum is the source of this 753-nucleotide messenger RNA. RefSeq lists its product as uncharacterized. NCBI's taxonomy places the organism in Eukaryota, Fungi, Ascomycota, Eurotiomycetes, Eurotiales, Aspergillaceae. The record is from RefSeq and is a predicted model, not a curated record. The transcript has a single exon. Bases 1 to 753 code for a protein of 250 amino acids.